Molecule: messenger RNA, 615 nt
Organism: Peronospora matthiolae
Lineage: Eukaryota; Oomycota; Peronosporomycetes; Peronosporales; Peronosporaceae
Source: the annotation of a GenBank genome assembly
AUGGACGGUGCUAUUGUGCAGUGGGUGUGCAAAGAGCAGACCGGGGUGUCGCUAUCGACAAUGGAGGCGGAGUUUGCGUCGGCCUCGCACGUUGGGCGAGAAUUGCUAGGACUGAGGGAGUUAAUGCGUGAGAUUGGAUUUCAAGUGGAGGCCCCAAUGUCAAUGCUCAUGGACAACCAGGCUGCUAUCAGACAGCUGGAGACUGAAGGAAGCAUGUCGAGUGUCAAGCACGUUGAUGUGCGCAUGAAGUUUUUGCGAUUAUGCGAGGAAGGACAUCGUAAAACCAAUGUUUGUGGAAUCGAGCAUCAUGAAGGCGGACUUACUGACGAAAGUAUUGCCGGCGCCAAGGAUUGCAGAACUACGAAAGCUGUUCAAUUUGAUGUAGACAUCGAGUGUGGGCGAGUGUGCGACGACCGAGGAGGAGUAUUGGCGAAAAUGCAAGAUGGUGAGAGUGUGACGAAGGUCGGACGACCACUCUCGGCAGGCAGAUGCAGCCACAAUCGGAUGCUCUUUCUGGAAGAAUCCCUUACCGAGCAUGUCGGCAACGGCGCGGAAGCUGACGACAAACUAGGGGCCGACGAGCAGAUUACUGCUGUACUGUGGAACGUCCUGUAA